GUGAGCUCUGCAAACAAUAAAUUUUAACACAGAUUGCCUUUCCUUAACCUAUGUCGAAGUUGCACACCUUCGAUAUUUACCUACAUCCAGACCCCUCCUACACCACGUUCACCCCCGGGUAUUGGGCUGCUCCUUAUGUUCGAGAACCAAUCGGAUUGGUUCUAUGAGUACAACACACCUGUAUGCACUCCCUGUAGAUGUCAACCUGUUAAGUGAACAUUCUGGACUAUAAAAAUGACACCACUCAAAUUGCUCAGGAUCAGUUCUUCAAAUGCCUCAGUACUGCAUACCUAUGGAUCUAACCGUAGAAUUUAUCGAUUCGGAAAACGAGGUUGAGAUUGACAACCCGGAAUUACCACCCACGCAAGAUUCUGAUCUCGAAAUAAUCGAAAACUCGGAUCUGGAACUUGUGCAGGUUUCCGAAGCAGAAGAUUCGGUUGAUCGCCUUCUACAAAGCGUAUUUCAACCGGCUGCAUCGUCGACCCAAAAUAGGGACCCAGGAUUGGAGUCUCUUGAGUGGAGCCAGUUUCCAUUGGGGACUACAACGCAGUCUUUCUUGGAAUCCCUUAUCACACACGAAGAAGGUGAAGAUGUAUUUCAGUGCGCACAGGAAUUUCAAUUGGACGACGACCUAUCCAGGCCAGAAGAUGAGGUUUUUCCUAACGACGACCACAUCUUUGAAGAACUUAUGGGACCUCAACCGCCACCGACUAACCAUUAUUUAACUUUGCUGGAUGAUGGAGAUGACGACGCAUUACUAGAUGUUUUAUUUGACCUAGAUUCUUAACUUUUUAAUUAUAAAUACACCAUGCAUAAAGAAAAAUAAAGUAAAAACUAUUUUAAAAUUGA
This is a messenger RNA of Drosophila biarmipes, 849 nucleotides long. RefSeq lists its product as uncharacterized. The transcript has 3 exons. NCBI's taxonomy places the organism in Eukaryota, Metazoa, Arthropoda, Insecta, Diptera, Drosophilidae. Bases 272 to 787 code for a protein of 171 amino acids. The record is from RefSeq and is a predicted model, not a curated record.